GGACACAGUGACAGCAGCAGAGCCCGGCAGUAGCAGCAGCAGAGCCCAGCAGUGGCAGCAGCAGAUCCCUGCACUGGCAGCAGCAGAGCCAUGCAGCAGUGGUGGACCCAAUAAAGCUACCUAUUAUGGCGUGGAGCAAGCAUGUGCCUUCACUAAAUUCCACACUGACCAUCAUACAUAUUCUACUCUACUUCUUUACUCCAAUGUUUUCAUGUUCCAAUGAUGAUCUUCUCCAGAAAGCACAGAAUCUAAUGAAGUCGUUCCGACUGAUUGAUGGACACAAUGACUUUGCCCUGCAACUCAGAAGGCUCUACAAUAACAGGAUAUCAAACAUUGACUUGUUCACUUUAAAUGACACGAGAACCAAUAUGAAAAAACUGCAAAGUGGUCAUGUGGGAGCUCAGUUCUGGUCUGCAUAUGUUCUGUGCAAUGCUCAAGACAAAGAUGCCAUAAGGCUGGCCUUAGAGCAGAUCGAUGUCAUCAAAAGAAUGUGCAGCAAAUAUAAGGAACUGGAAUUGGUAACAUCAGCAAAAGGUAUUGAGGACACCAUAAAGAUCGCCUGUCUAAUUGGGUUGGAAGGCGGUCACAUCAUAGACAGCAGCCUGGCUGCCCUCCGGAUGUUCUAUGAUCUUGGAGCCAGAUACAUGACUCUGACACACACGUGCAAUACUCCAUGGGCAGAGACAUCUGAUGAAAAGACCCAUACAUAUUACAAAGGAAGAAAAGGCUUGACAGAUUUUGGCAAGGAAGUGGUGAAGGAAAUGAACAGGAUAGGAAUGAUCGUUGAUCUCUCUCACACAUCCUUCAGAACGUCUCGAGAAGCCUUAACAGUAUCUAAAGCACCAGUUAUAUUUAGUCACUCAGCUGCCUUUGCUCUGUGUCCAAUAAAUCGUAAUGUUCCGGAUGAUAUUCUGAGAAGUAUUAAAAAGAAUAGAGGAUUGGUAAUGGUGAAUUUUCAUUCAGAUUUUGUUGCAUGCAAAAAGACAGCAAACAUAUCUACAUUAGCAGACCAUUUUGACUACAUUAGGAAAUUGGCAGGUGCAGAGUCUGUUGGAAUUGGAGGAGACUAUGAUGGAGUAAAUGGGUUUCCUGAUGGUCUUGAGGAUGUGUCAAAAUAUCCACUACUGAUUAAGGAAUUGCUAAACCGUGGAUGGCAAGACACAGAAAUAAAAGGAGUAUUAAGAGAAAACUUACUGCGAGUAUUUAAAGAGGUGGAGAAUGUUAGAGAUGACCAGCUGUCCUUGAAACCGUCUGAGGAAGAAAUUCCAGAAGAAGAGCUGAGUGCUGCUUGUCGCUUAAGUCUCCGAAAAUUUGUGCCACCAAAAAGCAUGGCGAUAUCUGGAAUUCAAGAAAGAAGCAUUUCAGUUCCUAUAUUGACAGCCUGUAUAUUCUUCUGCAUACAUUUAUGAUAGCAUGAAAUAUUUUUAGAAUUAUGUAUGCAUACUCAACAAUUCUAAAACAGGUUUUAUAUUUAAGUAUAAAGAUCCAAAUGAUAGCACAAAUAGUACGGUAUGCAUUGGUACCAAGGGAAAAUCAUUGAGUCAUAACUGCUGACAUUAGAAUACAAAUAGCAGUGCUUAUUUAGAUGUUGCUUGAGCCUUUGGUAAGUAGUUCUCAGUAUUAUUACAUCUCCAGCAUGUACUCCUAUGAAAAUAACAACAUGUAGGAAAGUAGGUUCAAUGGGAUGGGAUUGAAAUGCCGACAGUUGAGAUGCCGGCGGUCGGAAUACCAACAAUGGCAUCCUAAUGAUCAGAAUUCUGACAGGGUAAUAUAAGUAUUUGUACCUUCCCCCACUGGCCCCCUAACCCUAAAACUCCCUUCUAGCAGCUUAAACCUUACCCUCCCCCUCCCCGCACCCGCAGCCUAACCCUCCCUGGGGGUGCCUAAACCUAACCCCCCCUCCCCGCAGCCACAGCCUAACCCUCCCUCUCUCAGCCUAAACCUAAUUUCCCACCCUCCAUGGCUUACCUCGCCGGCAGGUGGGCGGAUACUCGUUUGGGAUUCCAGCACUGGGCUGAUGAUCCUAUUCGGGAUGCCCGUCCUGGCAUUCCGAGUAGUAGGAAUUCCAGUGUUGGUAUUCUGACUGCCAGGAUCCCAACUGCUGCGAUGCUGACCUGAUAACUGAUCUGGAUGUCAGUUGCGUAAAAUGGGAGUAACAUCUACUCAUGCACUGAAUUGAACCGAAAGUGACACUGCAGCUACUGUAUAUAGAGAACUAGAGUAAUUUAUAUAGUAUAAACUUGCGUAAUUAUCUAACUACAUUCAUUCACAUCAAAAUGAUCAUACAGUAUUACUCAUCAGAAAGUAGGGAGUGUGGAGAUAAGAUUGCUGACAUUGCAUUGUAGACAGCAGGUAAUCUAUUAAACUAGGAAUGUUCUAAGCUUAAAGUAUUUGAAGAUACUAUAUUAUAAAAAAAAAAAUUAUUGAAUGAUGUUUGUGGUGAUGUCUUUUAAAGAUUUAAUAAAGUGUGAAAUCAAAAUAA
Messenger RNA from Pseudophryne corroboree (corroboree frog), 2482 nucleotides. RefSeq names its product dipeptidase 2-like. Gene Ontology annotation, molecular function: metallodipeptidase activity. The record is from RefSeq and is a predicted model, not a curated record. NCBI's taxonomy places the organism in Eukaryota, Metazoa, Chordata, Amphibia, Anura, Myobatrachidae. Bases 126 to 1409 code for a protein of 427 amino acids. The transcript has 11 exons. Gene Ontology annotation, biological process: proteolysis.